AUGAUCACAGCGAGCAGCGGCGAUGGAAGUUAUUUCGGCAGCAGCGGCGUUGCCAGGAGAAACAGGACCAGUGACGGGAGACCCGGUUGGACGAACGUGGUCUCCGGUGGCACGUCACAGUUGUCCCUUCAGAAGGUGCUCAUGCUGGCGGUUUUACUGUGGCUAAACUUUCUGCAAAUUCAGCUUGUAACGGCCGCCUUAUCCAAGGAUGCGUCGUCCGCUUCAGCCACAUCCGCAUCCGCCAGCACGUCCUCGUCCAGCACAAGGUCGGCGGCACCAGCACCAGCGUCCUCACUGAUCGACGGGAUCAUCCUCGACGAGGAUGGUGUCCUGCCAACGCUCAGCGAGGAAGCCGCUCUGCAUCUGCUGUUCCAGCCCCGGCUGUUAAACUUCGCCGAACGAUCGAUCGGCGAUCCGCACAAUCAGUUAGUGGUGCUCUUUAACCGGCACAAAAACCGUAGCGUCUAUCUUGGCUCGAUAUCUGGCAGCACGGCCGAGCUAUCGAGCUCGUAUUUUAAGGAGAAGGUGAUACCGCCCGGUGGCAACACCAGCUUCAACGUCGUGUUCCUCCCACGCAAGCUCGGCCCGGCAGACGGUUCGCUGUUGAUACACACGUCCUUCGGUAUGCUUCGGUACCAGGUGCAGGGCGAGGGCAUCGAGUGCCCGUACCGGUUGCGACCGCUCGUCGGUUUGCAGGCUCCGCUGAAUGCAACCAUCACGCCAGAGAUCAGCAUAUACAACCCCCACGAUACGCCGCUACAAAUCGAGGAGGUGUACAGCAGUGACGGCAGCUUCCAGCUCGAACUGCCAGGCGGCACCCAGGAAGGACCGCUGGAACUGUGGGAAAUUCCACCGCACAGUACGCGCACAGUCAUACGGGUGCGUUUUCACGCCAGGACACCUGGGACCCACGGUUCGUACGUACGCAUAAAGGUAUCCGGCGGGACCGCGAACCCGUCGCUCGCCGACAAGAUGCUAGUUGUCCCGGUUGAGGUGGAGAUCACGAAGGAUACGGGCCUGUACUCGCGUAUAUCCUUCCUGGAGCUGGGCGUUACUUCGUCGUUCUUGUUCGCACGGCGUACGUCGAUCACAUCCGUCCUUGCCGCGCCCGUCGUUGGCAGCGAGUCGGGGCUAAGUUUGCGGCUUGGGCCCAAUGUGACCCGGCUCAGUGUGGAUCUGCUAAACUCCGGCAUCCAACCGGUGCGGGUUAAGAGCUGGGGUGUCCAGGCGGACGACAUGGAAUCGGUGCUUUGUAUGCACGUGAUGGUGGCGGAAGAGCGAACGCUGCACGUCGAGUUCGAUUGGUCAAAGUUGACGAGCAGUCGGCGACAUAUAAGCGGCCGAAUUCUGCUCAAUCUUGAGCGGACGCUGUCGUACCCGUCAUACGACGAUCAUCAACCGAGCGAGGAAGAAGAGGCGGAAGAAGACGGCUAUCAGCAGGAUGAGCAGGAACACAACCAGGAUGAUCCUGGCACGGUGAAUCACAGCACGUCUGAGGAGGAAACCAGCCACCAACACCGUGCAGGUUAUGAGGGAGAUGGGGAGGUGGAUGGAGAUGGCGCGGAGAAGGUUGUGACCAGCAUCUACUCCAUACCUUUCGCUGGUGAGGUGUUAAAGGGAGGCAUCCAGUACAACGAAGAAGUGUUGCGGUUUCUUCUGCCGCCUCCCGUACCAGGACCGGGCCCACAGGACACUGGGGACGAAUGGGAGAUCGAAGAGGGCAGUGAAGAGAGCGGUAGCAAUCGAGGACGACCGCUGGUGAUCCGCAACUACUUCAACGUGCCAUUGUCCAUCACAAAUAUAAGCGUACCUGAGAACUGUUCGCGUUGUUUGGCGUUCGAAGGAUUCCGUCCUGUCGUGCUGCAACCGAACAACGAGCGGACACUGAUGAGGAUCCAUCGAAUGCGUGCUCUGUCGUUGAGGCAUAUGCAACCCAUCACCAUUUCCACUUCGCUACGGCUGGUGACGAACAUAAGCGUCUACGAACUGCCCGUGGUUGGGUACAGUGGUCGGUUAGAGCGACUCCUUUCACCGACCGUAAGGGACGCGUCACAACUGACGCCAAUGGAACUGACCGGUGUGACGGGGAACCAGCAGGAGCUCGAUUUCGGAGUGUUACCGAUCGCAACGAUCGGUGAGGCUCUGAUAGUGUUCCGUAACCCAAAUCCAGUCCCGAUACCGAUCAUCCAUUGGAAGGGCGCCAUCACUUCCGAGGCGGCCGUUGGAGCUCCGACCAUUACGGUGAUCCUGCGCGGUUGCGGACCACAGCGACUCGAUGGGCUCGUCUUUUGUCACACUGUGCAACCGGGCGAGUGGGUCGUUUUUCAGAUCAGCGUGCAUAGUGGGACGAUUGACAGCUAUCAGGGACGGUUCACGGUCAAGACUGACUAUGAGGAGAUCGUGACACCGCUCCGGUUUACGACGGCCGUCGGGGAGCUGCACCUAAUGCGCGAGCGGUUGCGCUUUACGGACUGUUUUCCGGGGAAGCUGUGCACGUUGUCGCUGCUUGCUGCCUCCAGCUUCCCGACCAAAAUCCAGAUCGAAAGCAUCCGUACCGACGUGCCCGGGUUGGGCUACGAGUUCCUUACACCGGACAAGCAGCGGCCAAUAGCGCCCAACCAACCGGUCACCUUGCAUCCUGACACCGUUACCAGCAUCGGUCGGUUGACCUUCGACCCGAAAGCCCAUUGCGGCCCAUCCGACUGCUACAGCAGCUUCGAUCUGCUUUCGAAACCAUUCGGCGUAAAAUGGAUGGCAACACUGGACUGCUAUGAGCAGUAUCGACGGCUGGACAGCGAUAAACUGCUGCAGCAGCUGCAACGGUACGCUGAGAUGCGCCAGCGGCUCACCAGCGUGCAAUUUCAGGUGUUAGCCGAAUCGAGCCGUCGGUUUGACUUCAACGCAAGUGUCGAUCUGGUGUGGCCGAAAUUGUUGGAUGAAAACGUCUUCUUUCCGACGCUACAGGUUGAGCAGGAGGCUGUGCGAUUGAUCACAAUCAACAACCCAUCGGAUCAGAUCCUCUUCGUACACCUCGUGUUGCACGAUGUGGCGGUCCAUGGGCGGCUUCCGGUGGUGGACGGCGGGGGUGGCAAUGGUGGCAUUGCGUUACCACCCGAAGUUUUGACCGCUUGCGAUAACUGCAGCCUGAGCGAGGAGAGCGUAUUUUCCUUCUUUCUCUUCGACAGCGAUGACAUAUACGUGAACUACGUCAAGCCACUGUCUUUCCUGAGGAUAGCUGUCAAGUUUAGCGCCCGGCAGCCUGGCACCUAUUCGACCGUGCUGUACAUGCGGAAUAAUCUAACAUUAAUCGACGCCGCCUGGAUACAAGCCCGGGCCGUUGUGCCACAGUUCAAGUUCGGCAACCGGCGACCCGGUUCGCCGACGGCUCUACAAUUUGAGAUCACGGAAAAGCAUCUGCAACCGUGCCUUGAGCGGUACUACCGGAAGCUGCGUGAGCAAGGACGACUCGGCAGUAAGGAAGGCCAGGAACCGACCGAGCGGGUCCAGCAGGAUGGCCCUGCGGUGCAGCAGGAUGGCGAGAAGGAGGAGUUCGAAGUAGAAACUAAGCGAACCUUUACGGCGCGAAACUACGGCGAGGUACCGAUCGUGAUAUCCGGCAUCCGGAUCGAGGAGGCACCCUGCGAGGGUUACGGCUUCAAGGUGCUGGAUUGCGUGCCGUUUGAGCUGGCACCAAAUGCAAGCCGGAAGAUUGAGAUCGUGUUUGCGCCCGAUUUCACACUCUCGCGCGUCGUGCGCAUGCUGCAUUUUGAUACGAAUAUCAACAAUUUCCCGGUCAACUUCACGUUGCUGGGUACGGUCCCGAUGCAACGGUUGGAUAUCUGUAACCAAAGCCUACCUCGGCCGUGGUUCGAGUACUGGUUCCGGGCGUUUCUGUUCGUGGUGCUGCCGACGGCACUGUUCGGCACACUGGCUGCCGCCGUCCUUGACUCGAACCGCGUGCUAAGGAUACAUUUUUUGAGCCUCGUGCGCGAGAAGGGUCCGCUGCAGCCGCCGCUUGACUUAAGGCAAAUCGCGCUGCAGCAUACCAGCGCAGUUUCCGACGCCAGCACCAGCAGCAAGGACGCUCGAACAGUUGCAUCGACAAGUCCUAACGGUGCGGUGAAUACAGCGUCCUCGGUGGUGUCCCGCAACCACCGGAAACCGGAUCGCAAAAAUGGGUCGCACACGAAGGGAGCCAACGUGGCGGGGGGACUGCAAAAUGGUAGUUCCUUCGGAGGGUUGGCCAUGUUAGAUAGUACGCCAAGUCGAUAUAAUCGUAGUUGGAAUGAUUUUACGACCAAACUGGGAGCAAGUCCCAAACUGGGAGCAAGCGUCGCUGUUGCAGCAUUGCCUUUGCCAACUACUGCGCCGGUUCCCACUUCGUCGGUAACGGAAUCGUCCUCGUCGUCACAGAUAUCGCUGGUCAAGACCCGUCGGUCGGUUACUCCUCCGAAGGAACAGCAGUCUCCAGUUGCGGAACCAGCGCAUCAGUCGCCCAUCAGCAACGGUAACCUUGGAGCUACCAAAGAUAGAACUAAACCUUCGUUGCCGCCAGCAGAAGCAGACACGAAAUCAGCGCGGAGUGGAUCCUGCGGUACAAAACCAGCACCGGUUGCAUCCCUUACCAGUGACUUAACGUUUGAAUCAAAUUCAACCGCCAACAAGCAACAUCACCAUACAUCGUCAUCCUCGUCGUCGUCAGUAGCUGGAACUGAGGAACCGGCUGGGGAGGAAAGAAAUAUUUCAUCGGCCAGUUCGUCCUUGUCCUCAUCAUCGUCAUCGUCUGCGGUUUCCUCUACGUCUUCGUCGCCAUCACCAACGACGAAGCAGCAACAUCAUCAGCAGCAACAACAACAACAAUCGAAGCAGCAGUCAGCAAACUCCGCUGGCAAAGCAAAUGUGAAGAAAACGAAAAGCCUUCCGGUUAGUUACGAAUCGGUGGUAGUCUCUCUGGCUUCGGUGUUUGCCGUCAAUUCGUUAUCAGCGGCCACAACAUCAACAGCAUCGUAUCCGAGUCAAAAACCCACAUCGGAAAUGGUUGCAUCGUCGGCUGCAAUUUUAUCCACCUCGAUAGUGACUUCCGCUUCAAAGGAAUCAUCAUCCACUGUGCAGAUAGCUUCAAAGGAUGCUCCAAAUAAGAUGCGAUCCCCAGCGAACAACUCUAACGGCAGCUGCGGGAAGCAACUCGCGGCAACGAAUGGUGCAGGCAAGAUGAGUAUGGCCACGCAGUCUAACCGACAUCAGGAGCCGAUUGUAACGAAAAGCAACGGUGAUAAAGUGAACUUUUUGGUCGCUGGUGCUUCAUUAGAGACGCUUGGAAAGGAGAAUACCUCCAGCGGGAACAUCAUCGUUCUGGAAAAGCCCACCGGGGGAAACACACAGAGUGAGCCGGCACAGCAUCAGCCCCAGCAGUCACAAUCGUCGAAAAAAUUUAGCAAAACUCCGGGCCGCGAACGGAAACCAAACCAAGGCAAGAAAGGAGCGAAUGGCAAGGGAUCGACAUCAGGCGGCCAGGUGUACAAAGGAACCGCGCUGCAGUUCAAUUCGUCCUCGCAGCAACAGCACAAAUCGACCACUCUCGGUACAAUCCUGCAAAACGCUGCUGUGCCCGUCCCAACAUCGGUUUGGGGAGAAAAUUGCGCCCGGUUCAGCGAUGUCGUAGCACAGACACCCGUCUCCUGCGCGAAGGCCGGUGGAUCCUCUACGGCGGUCACCUCCACGCUGUUGGGAAUGGAUCUGCUCGUUAGCCUUUCGGCGCUCGCAAGUGGAGGCAAUAACACUGAUCAGUCUGUACAAAAUUCGCGUACCCUCGGGAAUGCAUUUGGGACCGGUAUGUCCGGCUCACAUGGAAAUGCGCACCACCGAAAGCCUUUACAUGUGGUACAAGAGAUCACAAAUGGUUCUUUAGGAUCCUCUACGGAUGGUGGCACUGCAUCUGUUUCCAAUCGUAACGAUCACAAAUCGAAAGACGAUAGUUAUCUUGGAGGAACGACUGUUCGUGAAACUGCAGCACCAUAUGUCGCAACUAGCGUGUCCCCAGACCUUGGUCCGAUUGGAACAUCUAAAAAAUCACCUUCAGGAGGAAGUAACGAUGAUGGUGAUGGAAACGAUUGUAACGGGACAGGAAGAAUGGCUUGCAGCAGGGCAGGUGUCAACGUGACAAAAUGUUGGGAACCGUUUGGUGGACAUAUUCUUCACAAUCCGACUCAGCUCACUGGUGGAUCUGGCGAAGCGAUUAUUGGCACUUCGGGCAACGGCGUCCAACAGUCAGAUAGCUUAUUUUCGCAAUCAUUUGCCGACUUUCAUCACCACCAAAAUGAGCAGUAUCAGGGUAUCGCUUCAAUGGCGGGAGUAUCUAGCAACUCAGUAAGUGGAAUCACUACAGCGUCACUGCUUUCUCACCCGAUACACACUUAUUCCGAUCUCGCUGGAGCUCUGCCGAACGGUAGUCAUCACCAGGUCGGAGCAUCUGGAAGCGUGGGUAAUGAAUUUAUAUUUGAGCAUUCUCCGAGUAAUGCAAUGAGCCAUCAACAACAUCAUCAUCAGCGCGAUUGGAAUAACUCCAUGGAACCUGCUUUACACUGGUCGCUGUCCUCCCAUAAACCGAUGUUACAGCAGCAAUCGAGUGCAAUUGGUCAAAAUUGGAAUACUUCGGAUCUGUGGAACAGUCUUGAAUCUCAAAAUCAGUACCCAUAUCAUCAGCACCACCCCCAGCAUCAGAGCCAUCAUCAGCAGCAACAACAACAGCAUCAGCAACAAGAGCAACAGCAGCAGCACCGACAACAGCAGCCACAGCAUCACCAUCAUCUCCAGCAGCAACAGCAAAUGAGUUUUUCAACAUCGAUGCACUUCAACUCGCAGAUGGCUGCAGCAGCUGCAACGGCCAGUCAGAUUGCAGGCAAUCGUCCGCUUCAACAUCAACAGCAAAACGUGCCUGAUGUUGGGCUACUACAUUCUUCCUUGAGUGUAAACGAUAGUUGGUUCAAUACAUCCAUAUCGUCGGGCCAGACUACUGUCGCACCACCGCCUGGCUUCUCGAAUCAUCCGCCAUCCUUGGGAUCCCACGCAAUUAUGAAUGAUUUUGCAUCGCAAACCAACGGACUAGAGCAUUAUCGGUUAUUACUUCAACUACAACAACAACGUCAGCCUCAGCAUCAGGAACAGCUUCCUCUACACCACCAACGCCAGCAGCAGCAUAUUCGGCAACUUCCAUCCGAAGAUUCGGUCACCGGAACUGGUGAUGUUGCUACCACAGGACCUUCGUCUCCAGGUGUUCCCUCGUCUACUACGUCCGCACUGGCGGCAGCAUCGUCCUCUGAAUCUUCAACCGGUUUCUCGGCUUCUCCGCUAUCAUCUUCUUCGCCGACUAACGUGUCAGGGUACGAUCCCUUUCGGGUCGAUAUGAUCUGGGCUCCUGGCAGCAACAGCGAUCCCUGGGCAGCAUCGGCAGAGAAGAAAAAGUAAAGCAUCUCCUGUGAACAGAAAUGUGAAACAAUAGUUGAAUUCUCACAUGUUGCUUCUUGCCUACAGGUAAAGAUAGCGCAUAUUGGAAACAUCCAUUUUAAAUUUAAUUUUGCUUGGAAUUUCAACUCACUAUGUUGCUUUUUUUCAUUUUAAAGUUCAUAGAAAUGAUGUGACGUGAAGCUUAGCACAUUUCUAUUGUUUAGAUUUUUUAGAUACUCAAACUGUCUUGAAAUGUCUGAUUCACAUUUUAUUCAUUAGUUUUUCUUCUGAGUCAAUAUGUUGUUGACGAUUAGAUAGCGUGGGUUUAUCAUAGUUUGUCUGCUUGCUUUACACAAUCAAGUUUUCCUUUCCCUUUUUAGUUUUUUAAUGAUCAAAUUCAUCCAUAUAUUGUUUUUUUCAUUCAGCAUCUACACUUUUCUUUUUUAAUUAUUACUCUAUUCGAUAUUAUGUUUUAAAUGCGUUGCGUUAGUGAUAUGAAUUACAUUUGAAAUGAAAACACCUGAAUAUGUUUCGUAUUUUGGUAAAGCUACUGAUCCGCUCAGUCAGUCAAUCAAAAUGCCGUGCAAGGAAACUAAAAGCCAGCGAAAUUUAAAGAAACAAUGUUGAAAAUUGUGUUCAUAGAUGCUCUUUGGCUCAUUCUUCAAACUAUGUUUAACUGGUACAUUUAAUUUACAGGACAACCGAGCUAGUUUCUUUUCUCGUACAUUUUGGAUAAAUCGCAGCUGCCGUUGGAAUUUGAGAACAGAAUCAGUUAGGGAUCCUAACACUAAUACCCUAGUCUCAAUUUUGCACUGGUAGUAAAAUGGUUGAAAAAUUUUAAGGUUUGAAGUGAUUUCGCGCCAUCUUGAACCCAGAAUUAAAAAAAAAUCAUCUUAUAGAAUCAUUGAAUAGGCUUUACUAAACGAGAAGGAAUAGUAUCUCCCUGAAUCAAAAUAUGGCUGAUAAUACUGAAUUGAGGCAAACGAUGAGAUGAGGUUGAAAAAAAUUGGAAUACAAUGAUACAUUAUUACAAAAAAAAAAACAAUAUAUUUGCUGCUAGAGAGGCAUGAUUCGUAAC
This is a messenger RNA of Anopheles nili, 8521 nucleotides long. RefSeq lists its product as uncharacterized. The transcript has 3 exons. The record is from RefSeq and is a predicted model, not a curated record. Gene Ontology annotation, cellular component: membrane. The coding region runs from base 1 to 7464 and encodes 2487 amino acids. NCBI's taxonomy places the organism in Eukaryota, Metazoa, Arthropoda, Insecta, Diptera, Culicidae.